GUCAAAACAGCACAAGGAAUAGUUUGGAGGACGAAGAACCGAACUCGCGCUUUUCCCACUAAUUCUAUAUAAUAUUAUUUUUAUUUUUUUAGUCUUUAGCAAACAUUUAUUCCUUCCUCCUAAGUGCUAUUAAUUCUCAUCUUCCACUUCCCAAAAAAAGGGGGAAAAACAGUGUUGAAAAGGGUUUGAAUCUGCGAAGAAGAUCAACAGACGGAAGCAGAUUCUUGAUAUCUACACAUAAAGGUAAAGUUGUAGAGCAAAGAUUUUGUUUAAAGCCUACCUCGCCUGAAUGGAUCAGCCAGGGCAUGGGCAGCCCCCGGCAAUGGGCAUGGUUGGUAGUGCAGCUCAAAUGCCAUAUGGUAUCCCUCCAUUUCAACCUAACCAAAUGGUUGGGACCUCUGGACCUGGAACGGUUGGAUCAAUUCAAUCUCCUACUCAGCCAGCAGGUAUCUCUUCUCCAGCUCAGCUGGCACAACACCAACUUGCUUAUCAGCACAUUCACCAGCAGCAGCAACAGCAGCUGCAGCAACAACUCCAGAACUUUUGGCAAAAUCAGUACCAAGAAAUUGAGCAGACUACUGAUUUUAAAAACCAUAGUUUGCCAUUGGCUAGGAUCAAGAAGAUUAUGAAGGCAGAUGAAGAUGUAAGGAUGAUAUCGGCAGAGGCCCCGGUCAUCUUUGCCAGGGCAUGUGAGAUGUUCAUUCUUGAGUUGACACUACGAUCAUGGAAUCACACAGAGGAGAACAAAAGGAGGACACUUCAAAAGAAUGACAUUGCAGCUGCAAUCACAAGGACUGAUAUAUUUGAUUUCUUAGUUGAUAUUGUCCCACGUGAGGAUUUAAAAGAUGAGGUACUAGCAUCAAUCCCAAGAGGGGGACCACUUCCAGUUGGAGGUCCUGCUGAGGGUCUCCCUUACUUUUAUAUGCAACCUCAGCAUGGUCCACAGGUUGGAGCUCCAGGAAUGGUUAUGGGUAAGACUGUGAUGGAUCAAGGUCUUUAUGGCCAACAGCCUCGCCCUUAUGUUGCUCAGCAGAUGUGGCCACAGCAGCAGCAACAGCAGCCACCUGCAGAUUCUUGAGCAAAGAGGAGAUUUGCUAGAGCAGAAGCAAGAACAAUAAGUGUCAGGGAAGAAGAUGUCUUACUAGUAUCGAAAUGAACAGGAGAAAUACAUGAACAAGAGAAGCACCAAAGUGAUUGCAAAGACUGAAUAUGUGGGCUGCACAAAUUAAUAUUGAUAAAGAAAAUAUUAUUACCUCUGGAGAUUAGCUUUAUCUAUAGAGUGAAUGUUUUAUUUUGUUGAAAGAUUUAGUGCUUAAAACUUAGUUAAUAUGGACGGCUUAUUAUAAAGUUACUAGUGCAGGGUCUACUUGUAAUGUAUUUGCUAUACUAUGAUUCUCAGGUCAUGCAAAUCAAAGUAGCUGAAUUUGACCUUAUGACCCAACUAAGUGUUGU
This is a messenger RNA of Vitis riparia (riverbank grape), 1452 nucleotides long. Its product is annotated as nuclear transcription factor Y subunit C-3-like. The coding region runs from base 290 to 1078 and encodes 262 amino acids. The transcript has 4 exons. Gene Ontology annotation, molecular function: protein heterodimerization activity; DNA-binding transcription activator activity, RNA polymerase II-specific; DNA binding. The record is from RefSeq and is a predicted model, not a curated record. NCBI's taxonomy places the organism in Eukaryota, Viridiplantae, Streptophyta, Magnoliopsida, Vitales, Vitaceae. Gene Ontology annotation, cellular component: nucleus. Gene Ontology annotation, biological process: regulation of DNA-templated transcription.